Trichomycterus rosablanca is the source of this 1538-nucleotide messenger RNA. Its product is annotated as zinc finger protein 239-like. Gene Ontology annotation, biological process: regulation of transcription by RNA polymerase II. The transcript has 5 exons. Gene Ontology annotation, molecular function: RNA polymerase II cis-regulatory region sequence-specific DNA binding; DNA-binding transcription factor activity, RNA polymerase II-specific. Bases 305 to 1363 code for a protein of 352 amino acids. The record is from RefSeq and is a predicted model, not a curated record. NCBI's taxonomy places the organism in Eukaryota, Metazoa, Chordata, Actinopteri, Siluriformes, Trichomycteridae.
GAAGAAGAAGCUGCAGCAGCUGAUGUGUUAAUACUAAAGUCUUUCCACUUCUCUUGUCAAGAGCCAGUGGUUUUGGGCUUAAUCUCCAACAACAGUGAGGCCACCUACCUUGAUAGGGUGGAGAAGCUGGGAACCUGAUGCAUGGCUAACUGCCAUUGUACAUCACCAAAUCCAAAGAGCUGGUUGUGGACUUCAGGAGGUGGCAGAAGCGGACCUACAACCCACUCAGGUUACAGAUGCAGCAUAGCAGUUUAAGGGUGAGGCAGAGCAGUUUAAAGAAUCUCCACUCCUACGAUCCUUCAUAAUGGAAUCGGAAGAUGUGGGAAACAUCACACCUUUAGAUCUAAAAGUCAAGAAGAACCCAAUCAUCACAAAGGAAGACGAUGAAGAUGAAAGUUACCUCUGUGCAGGAACAUCACGCCCUGAGGGACCGGGUUCUCCUGCAGACCAACACAUUAAAAAUACCCAGACGACUAUUGUGAAAGAUGAAGAUCCUGAUAAUCACGAUGACUUCAGAAUAAACUCCAUCUUCUGCUGCUCCUUGUGCCCAUUUUCCUAUACGACCCAGAAUUACCUUCACAAGCACAUUAAGAGAUGCCACCAUGAGCAGUAUGGGACACUAAUGAACACCUCUCAGGGCCAAAAGCAGAAGGAAACGUAUCUCUGCUCAGACUGUGGGAAGAGCUUUGAUUGCUGGAGUUCUCUCAAAAUCCACCAGCGCAUUCACACGGGAGAAAAACCCUAUCAGUGCUCAGACUGCGGGAAGAGCUUCAAUCAACAGAGUCACCUCAAGAUUCACCAGCGCAUUCACACCGGAGAGAAACCGUAUCACUGUUCGGAGUGUGAGAAGAGCUUCAAUCAGCAGAGUUCUCUGAAAAUCCACCAGCGCAUUCACACCGGAGAGAAACCGUACUGCUGCCUGGUUUGCGGCAAGAGCUUCACCGACCAGAGCGCUUUCAAGAAACACCAGGGCAUUCACACCGGAGAGAAGCCCUUUCACUGCUCAGACUGCGGGAAGAGCUUCAAUCGAGAGAGCAGUCUCAGACUACACCGGCGCAUUCACACCGGGGAGAAACCGCAUCAGUGCUCGCAGUGCGGAAAGAGCUUCAUUCAACAGAACGAUCUCAAGAAACACCAGCGCAUUCACACCGGGGAGAAACCCUACCACUGCUUAGAGUGUGGGAAAAGAUUCACCGACCAGAGUUCUCUCAAAAAACACCAGCGCAUUCAUAUCGGAGAGUAUCGGUGCUCGCAGUGUGGACGCAGCUUCGCUUAUUUAUCAACAGUCAAGAGGCACAAGUGCGCCAAUGCGGUGCCAUCGGAUUGUGCCAAAUUAUGCCUGAAGGAUAAUCUGACCUCAUGAAAUCACACAGUGUGUCAGACUAGGACAGGACAUGUUCAAGUUCAUACAGUGUGAUGAGUGGUGUAUUGAUAAGAGCACUGAAAUCACACAGUGUUAGCAUAGCAUGAGGAGUGGAGGGUAUUGUAUUAUUUAAAAACACUUUAGACAUUUCAGAAAAAUAAAUAAGCUCAUGACA